AUGGCAAAACGGGAUGCUGUUACCGCCUUUGAUGGCACAGGAAGCGACAGUCCUCAUGCCAGCAAGCGACAGAGACAAAAGCACGCCCGUGAAUCUCUGCCCCAAAAUGAUCCAACAGCGGCAAAAGCAAAGACAAAGACGAAGGCACUUUCUCCGUCAGCAGCAGCAGAGACACCUGUGAAGUCAGACAAAGACACAGAACCCGGUGGCGUGAGACUAGGUUCCUACGAGGUCACGCCGCAGCUUUCACGGGUAGAGAAAGAGAAGUCUCCAACAUCCCUCUUCAAACCGAAGCCAGCUGUUGAACGAGAACCCCAAGAGAAGGACAGCAAGUUGAAUCAGAUCUUGUCUGAGCCGACAAGGAACACUGCCUCUAAAUCAUUGGCAAAGAAAACUAAGGACUCCAAAAAUAUAAGUGUGAUUAGCUCAAAAGUCCAAAACCCACAGCCUGAAAAUACGUCGAAAUGGCCGCUAUCCAAAGGUCGGGGUGGUAUAUUCAUUGAUCAGGAUCCAAUUUUCAGCGAAGACAAGCAACAUCUGAUUCUUGCCACACAUACUGAAGUGCGAAUUUAUUCUCUGAAAACGUCACUUCUAAUCCGAGCUUUCCCAGCUGGAAAUAAAUCCGAAAUCACAAGCUGCGCUCUAUCACUAGUUGAUCCGAAGAGGCUAUAUGUCUCAACUGCGAAAGGACUUCUAUCGGUCUGGGAUUGGACGAAAGGUGCCUACCUAGCCAACCACGAAACUGGAAGAGCAACACGGAAGAUCUUGCCGGUCCAUUCUCAUGAGGGGACAGAGACCAUCGUGGUUGUGCAAGAGAAUGACCCAAAAUCGGUUUCAGUUGUGGCAUAUGCUAUCGAUACGGCCAGCAAUAUUCUGAGCCAACUUCAGACUGUACUCAAGAAGAAUUUUCCAAAGUUACCUGUAUUACAGGUUCACGCCGAAGGCAGCAUCCUCGUGGCUUGUGCCUUCGACAAGAUCCUUAUCGGUCACUCGCAAGUUUCCCAGAAUGGAAAUUUGGAUCUGAACUUCACGUGGAGAGAGAUUGUCGUUCCAGGUAUCAUCACAAGCCUUGAUUCGCAGAUCAACGUGGGGAAGUCCAAAAGUUCUCGGAAAAUGCCUUUUCUCGAUGUAGCAGUCGGUUUGGAGACCGGUGCUAUCGUCCAUUACGAAGAUCUUCUCUUCAGACUUAUUGGAAAGGAGAAGAAGAACUCGAACGAGGACAUAGCUGGGCGCCGGCUACAUUGGCACAGAUCGAGUGUCAAUACGUUGAAAUGGUCUCGGGACCGUAACUAUUUGAUCUCUGGCGGUAAUGAGACAGUGCUUGUCAUCUGGCAGCUGGAUACCAACAGACAACAGUUCUUGCCUCAUUUGUCUACCGCCAUCGUGAACCUCUCAAUCUCGGUUACGGGGUCAUCCUAUGCGUUACGCAUGGCUGAUAAUUCCGUCAUGGUGCUGUCUACGGCAGAUCUUCUCCCUUCGACAAACAUCUCCGGUCUGGCAGUGGGCAAUACACAAAACCACUUUGCUACAUUGGCUUUACAUCCAACGGUGGAUAGCCGCUUACUUGCCGCGAUACCUGCGACUCCCUUCACCAAAGGUGAAAAACGGGACAAGAGGUCAACGCUGUUACAAUCGUACGACCUUGAGUCUGAUACCCAAACAAACCGUCAAGCCCUGACCAGAAAUGUGACGACUGCUGUAAACACCGCACCUUCGGGACAGCCUGUUCAAGAACCAAACGUCACGAACAUCGCCGUAUCUUUUGAUGGAAAGUGGUUGGCGACAGUGGAUGAAUGGCAGCCAAACGAGCAAGACAUGGCUUCCAUGUGGAUCGAGGUUGACUCCCCCGCUAGCCGUGGGACGGCCACCGAGACAUGUUUGAGAUUGUGGGCGAUGAACGAGAAUGACAACAACUGGGAAAUGGUGACGAGAAUCGACGAGCCACAUAGACCUAGUCCUCGAUCUGUCCUUGGAAUGGCUAUGAACCCGAGUAGGCUCGAGCUAGCGACGAUUGGUGCCGACGCGUCGAUAUCAAUCUGGUCACCUAAGGCUCGACAGCGAGACAAUGUUUCCGUGAGGGACAGGAUGAAACAAAAACUGUAUACCUGGACAUGCUCAAGGACGAUUCCGUGCGGCCAAGAUGACUUGGGACAAAACAAGGACGCAGCUGCCACCUCUGCCACCUUGGCUUAUUCCGAAGACGGCUCCGUCCUUGCCGCCUCGUGGUCGUGGUCGCGGUCGCCAUCGACUGCUACGCGAUUUGUGCACUUCGUCGACCCUCGAACCGGAAGAUUGUGUGCAUCGCAACCCGGUCUUUUACAACAAGGCGACGCCAAACUGGCGUUCUGUGGGCGCUACCUCGUCUGUCUAUCGCAGAUGCUCGUGAUUCAUGAUACACUGACCAGCCAAAACACCACGACCAUCGAGCUGGAUCAAAAUUACCUUGGGCCUGGAAAGUCGAGUUCUAGUUUCCUUGCUGUCAACAAACUCGAUGGAAGCGUUGCGGUCAGUUUGACCAAGACAUCGGCGCCCAAGUGGACGAAACUUGUCGUUUUCACCAUCAGCCAUGGUGACAUCAAACCAUUACGCGACAGUUCUCUUGCUGGAGGCUUAAAGAGUCUCCUUGCCUUGACGACCUCUCCUGGGUUUUUAACGAUUGAUGAUAGAAAUGUCUACAGGUCUCUGAAACCUUCUGGCACCGGCGCGCUUUCCUCAGUCUCCGCUUCGGCUGCAGCCAAACAUGAAUCCGACCAGGUCACCAAAAGCUUGGACAGCAUUUUUGGAACUGUUGAGUCGUCGGUGGAAGCCGACAAGACGAUUCAAGCUGGAGAAGAAGAUAACACCACGACUUCAGGCAGAGAUCUCAACGCAGCUCUGAGGAUUGUCUCGUCUGCUCAAGCGCCGAGUCCAACGGAGUUAUUCCAGAGAGUAUUGACGGUGGUUGCUCAGAGCUGA
This is a messenger RNA of Exophiala spinifera, 2955 nucleotides long. RefSeq lists its product as uncharacterized. The record is from RefSeq and is a predicted model, not a curated record. The transcript has a single exon. Gene Ontology annotation, molecular function: RNA binding; protein binding. The coding region runs from base 1 to 2955 and encodes 984 amino acids. NCBI's taxonomy places the organism in Eukaryota, Fungi, Ascomycota, Eurotiomycetes, Chaetothyriales, Herpotrichiellaceae. Gene Ontology annotation, biological process: positive regulation of transcription by RNA polymerase I; positive regulation of rRNA processing. Gene Ontology annotation, cellular component: nucleolus.